Messenger RNA from Marmota flaviventris (yellow-bellied marmot), 893 nucleotides. RefSeq names its product coiled-coil domain containing 12 (gene Ccdc12). NCBI's taxonomy places the organism in Eukaryota, Metazoa, Chordata, Mammalia, Rodentia, Sciuridae. Gene Ontology annotation, cellular component: U2-type spliceosomal complex; post-mRNA release spliceosomal complex. The record is from RefSeq and is a predicted model, not a curated record.
UCCUGUCUCCCAUUCUCGUUCUCGGUUUGGCCGUGAGACUUUUAUGCACUUCCCGACCUGCGUGACGUAGGGAGAAAGGAGGGGUCGAAGGCAGGAUGGCGGCUGCUGCGGCCGGUGUGGGCCGCCUAGAGGAAGAGGCGCUGAAGCGGAAGGAACGGCUCAAGGCCCUACGGGAGAAAACAGGACGCAAGGACAAAGAAGAUGGGGAGCCAAAGACCAAGCAACUCAGAGAAGAGGAGGAGGAAGGCGAAAAGCACAGGGAGCUCAGGCUGCGGAAUUAUGUCCCAGAGGAUGAGGACCUGAAGAGAAGGAGGGUGCCCCAGGCCAAACCAGUGGCAGUGGAAGAGAAGGUGAAGGAGCAGCUGGAGGCUGCCAAGCCAGAGCCCGUCAUUGAAGAAGUGGACCUGGCCAAUCUGGCACCCCGGAAGCCUGACUGGGACCUCAAGAGAGACGUGGCCAAGAAGCUGGAAAAGCUUGAAAAGCGUACCCAGAGGGCCAUCGCCGAGCUGAUCCGUGAGAGGCUGAAAGGCCAGGAGGACAACCUGGCUUCUGCAGUGGAUGCCACCACUGAACAAGAGGCCUGUGAUUCUGACUGAGGUGUGCCUUGUACCCCAUCUGCCCACCAGGUGUCCUGUAGGUGGAUGCUCUUGGGCAGGAGUGGGGGCUGGGUUACCAUCACAUCCAGGUCUUCCUCAGAACUGAUCAGCCCCAUCGAGUCCAAACCUCCAUGGGAUGUCGCCAGCUCCUUGUCUCCUGAGGGUUCCUACCACUGGAAUAGGACAGAGCCAGCAACUGCUGUGGGACGUGCCUAUGUUUGUACAUAUGUAUGUAUUCUAAACUUUUAGAAAAUGUCUGUAAAUAGAGACAAGUAAAACCCUUCUGUAUGGUAGAAA